ACUGCCAGAAUUGCCAGAAUUGAGUUCAAUAUAAAACUACACAAGCUGCUUUUGAUGUUCUAGAUAUUUGAUUCUUGAAUCUCUAUUCAUUGGUCUAAAACAACUGCUUCGUACAGCAUUCUACAUCUCAAUAAUAAGUUAUGUAUUCAAUUAGAGCAUUGAGGCCCCUUGCCUCGCAAUUCACAGCUUCAACUCUCCCCGCACUUUCACGAGCCUACUCAGCUAAAUCCUACGAGUUCAUACAAACCUCAGAACCAAGACCUGGCGUAGGACAAAUAACAUUAAAUCGACCCAAAGCACUCAAUGCCUUAUCUACACCACUCAUAAGCGAACUCAACGAUGCGCUUAAAGCAUUCGAUAAAUCUCCCUCCAUAUCUGCCAUUGUUCUUACUGGAUCUGAAAGAGCUUUUGCAGCUGGCGCGGAUAUUAAGGAAAUGGCACCGCUUACUUUCUCCGAAGCCUACACAACUUCUUUCAUAGAAUCAUGGUCAGACCUUACAACCGCCAUCAAGAAGCCUAUUAUUGCAGCCGUAUCAGGGCACGCGCUAGGGGGAGGCUGUGAGUUGGCUCUAAUGUGCGAUGUAUUGUACUGCACAGAAAAGGCAAAUUUUGGGCAACCAGAAAUUAAACUAGGCACGAUUCCUGGGGCUGGUGGAAGUCAAAGACUUACAAGGGCGAUUGGAAAAGCUAGAGCUAUGGAACUUAUAUUGACCGGCAAGAACUUUAGUGGCAAAGAGGCGGGAGAAUGGGGAGUUGCGGCAAGGACGUAUGGAAGCUGGGAAGAGCUGAUUGAAGCUGCGCUAGGUACUGCUGAGACAAUUGCAGGAUACAGUAAGGUGGCAGUGCAGGCUGCGAAAGAAGUUGUCAAUAAGAGUCAGGACUUGCCACUCAGAGACGGUGUAGAGUAUGAGAGGAGAGUUUUCCACAGCUUAUUUGGAAGUGAAGAUCAAAAGAUCGGAAUGAAGGCUUUUGCGGAGAAGAAGAAGGCCGAGUGGACUCACAAGUAACUGUUAGCAUUAUUUUUGUGCGAUAUAUACCAAUUUUACUGGAGGUGCUAAUUAUAGACAACACGAUCAAUUUUUCUCUUCA
Molecule: messenger RNA, 1089 nt
Organism: Botrytis cinerea B05.10
Lineage: Eukaryota; Fungi; Ascomycota; Leotiomycetes; Helotiales; Sclerotiniaceae
Exons: 2
Coding region: 141-1007 (288 amino acids)
Biological process (GO): fatty acid beta-oxidation
Cellular component (GO): mitochondrion
Molecular function (GO): enoyl-CoA hydratase activity
Source: RefSeq, a predicted model, not a curated record